Molecule: messenger RNA, 1521 nt
Organism: Cebus imitator (Panamanian white-faced capuchin)
Lineage: Eukaryota; Metazoa; Chordata; Mammalia; Primates; Cebidae
Gene: MAGEA11
Product: MAGE family member A11
Exons: 6
Biological process (GO): negative regulation of transcription by RNA polymerase II
Cellular component (GO): nucleus
Molecular function (GO): histone deacetylase binding
Source: RefSeq, a predicted model, not a curated record
AUGACCCCGAGAGCAUCUGCACCCCUCGCCACUACUCUCCCCCUCACCCCCACGCGGGCAGAAGCGGGUUCCGCCCCCGCUGUCAAUCCAGGGAAGUUCCAGGCCUGCGGGCCGGAUGUGACCUCCGCUGGCUUCUACCUCUGGGAUCUGAGAGAAGCGAGUGCGUCUUUCUGUGAGGGGCGUCUUGAGGGCGGCAGAAGGCAGCGGGCCCAGGAGAGGGAGACCCAGGUCCACAGAGAGGGUCUCAGGUUUAGCCCUGCCAGGAUCAAGGGGAGGAAGAAGAAGGAGGAUUCAGGAGACCUUGGACUCCAGGUAAGGACUGUGUUCUCAGAGGACGACUUUGAGCCAACAAAAGGAGCCCCAUCAAGUCCACAAAUAAAGUGGUCACUGAAUCUGCCAAGAGUCAGUGUCUUCAGAGAACAGGCCACGCAGUAGGACAGGAGCCCCAGAAGGCCCAAGAGGAUCACUGGAGGAGAAGGCCUGUAAGUAGGCGUUCGCCUGUGGUUCCCCGUCACCCAGAUCCUUCCCACAGUGCUGCCUGCUGAUCUGACUAGAGUCACCAUGCCUCUUAGGCAAAGGAGUCAGCACUGUAAGCCUGAGGAAGGUCUUCAGACCCAAGAAGAAGCCCCCGGCCUGAUGGGUGCGCGGGAUCUCCCAGUUGAGGAGCAGGAGGCUGCCUCCUUGUCUUCUACUCUGAAUGCAGGUACUCUAGAGGAGGUGCCUGCGGCUGAGUCACCGAGUCCUCCCCAGAGUCCUCAGGGAGCUUCUUCCUCCCCCACUGCCAUGGAUUCCAUCUUUUGGAUCCUAUUUGAUGAGGGUUGCAGCAGCCAAGAAGAGGAGGGGCCGAGUACCUCGCCUCACCUGGCAGACCCUGAGCCCUUCCUCCAAGAUACAUUACAUGAGAAGAUAAUUGAUUUGGUUCAUUUACUGCUCCACAAGUAUCGAGUCAAGAAGCCGAUCAUGAAGGCAGAAAUGCUGGAGAGUGUCAUCAAAAAUUAUGACGAAUACUUUCCUGAGAUAUUUAGGGAAGCCUCUGAAUGCAUGCAGCUGCUCUUUGGCAUUGACGUGAAGGAAGUGGACUGCUUUAGCCACUCCUACUUCCUUGUCACCUCUCUCGGCCUCUCCUAUGAUGGUAUACUGGGUGAUGAGCACAGCAUGCCCAAGUCUGGCCUCCUGAUAAUAGUCCUGGGCAUAAUCUUCAUGGAGGGCAACUGUGCCUCUGAAAAAGUUAUGUGGGAAGUGCUGAGCAUUAUGGGGGUGUAUGCUGGGAGGGAGCACUUCCUAUUUGGGGAGCCCAAGAAGCUCCUCACCCAAGAUUGGGUGGAGGAAAACUACCUGAUGUACCGGGAGGUGCCCGGCAGUGAUCCCACAUGCUAUGAGUUCCUGUGGGGUCCAAGGGCCCACGCAGAGACCAGCAAGAUGAAAGUUCUUGAGUAUAUAGCCAAUGCCAAUGGGAGGGAUCCCACUUCUUACCCAUCCCUUUAUGAAGAGGCUUUGAGAGUGGAGAGAGAGGGAGUCUGA